This is a messenger RNA of Balaenoptera acutorostrata (minke whale), 5096 nucleotides long. RefSeq names its product misshapen like kinase 1 (gene MINK1). Gene Ontology annotation, molecular function: ATP binding; protein kinase activity. NCBI's taxonomy places the organism in Eukaryota, Metazoa, Chordata, Mammalia, Artiodactyla, Balaenopteridae. The transcript has 34 exons. Gene Ontology annotation, biological process: protein phosphorylation. Bases 259 to 4335 code for a protein of 1358 amino acids. The record is from RefSeq and is a predicted model, not a curated record.
CUUCUACCCUCCCCGGUGCUCAGCCAUUCUGCGCCUGCGCGGGAGAGUCGGGAGGCUCGGGUUGCAGGCUCUGGGGCGAUAUCGCCUGUCAGUCGGUGGGUCGGUCUUCCCGCCGGCCUUCCCCCUCCCGGUUCUCCGCGGGAGGCGCGGUGGAGUCCGCCCCCGGGAUCCCCCGAUGGGGGAGAAGCGGCGACGGCGGCAGCGGAAUAACCGAGCCGGAGCGUGAGCGGCCCCGGGGCCCCGUUCCCGGCGGAGGCCAUGGGCGACCCAGCCCCCGCCCGCAGCCUGGACGACAUCGACCUGUCCGCCCUGCGGGACCCUGCUGGAAUCUUUGAGCUGGUGGAGGUGGUCGGCAAUGGAACCUACGGACAGGUGUACAAGGGUCGGCAUGUCAAGACCGGGCAGCUGGCUGCCAUCAAGGUCAUGGAUGUCACGGAGGAUGAGGAGGAAGAGAUCAAACAGGAGAUCAACAUGUUGAAAAAAUACUCUCACCACCGCAACAUCGCCACCUACUACGGGGCCUUCAUCAAGAAGAGCCCCCCGGGGAAUGACGACCAGCUCUGGCUGGUGAUGGAGUUCUGUGGUGCUGGUUCUGUGACAGACCUGGUGAAGAACACGAAAGGGAACGCCCUGAAGGAGGACUGUAUCGCCUACAUCUGCAGGGAGAUUCUCCGGGGUCUGGCCCAUCUCCACGCCCACAAGGUGAUCCACCGAGACAUCAAGGGGCAGAACGUGCUGCUGACAGAGAAUGCCGAGGUCAAGCUAGUGGAUUUCGGGGUGAGCGCGCAGCUGGACCGCACCGUGGGCAGGCGGAACACUUUCAUCGGGACCCCCUACUGGAUGGCCCCCGAGGUCAUCGCUUGCGAUGAGAACCCUGAUGCCACCUACGAUUACAGGAGUGACAUUUGGUCUUUAGGAAUCACAGCCAUCGAGAUGGCAGAGGGAGCCCCCCCUCUGUGUGACAUGCACCCCAUGCGAGCCCUCUUCCUCAUCCCCCGGAACCCGCCACCCAGGCUCAAGUCCAAGAAAUGGUCUAAGAAGUUCAUCGACUUCAUUGACACGUGUCUCAUCAAGACUUACCUGAGCCGCCCACCGACGGAGCAGCUGCUCAAGUUCCCGUUCAUCCGCGACCAGCCCACCGAGCGGCAGGUUCGCAUCCAGCUCAAGGACCACAUUGACCGAUCCCGGAAGAAACGAGGCGAGAAAGAGGAGACAGAAUAUGAGUACAGUGGCAGCGAAGAGGAAGACGACAGCCAUGGAGAGGAAGGAGAGCCAAGCUCCAUCAUGAAUGUGCCGGGGGAGUCGACCCUCCGCCGAGAGUUCCUCCGGCUCCAGCAGGAGAACAAGAGCAACUCGGAGGCAUUAAAGCAGCAGCAGCAGCUGCAGCAGCAGCAACAGCGAGACCCAGAGGCGCACAUCAAGCACCUGCUGCACCAGCGGCAGCGGCGCAUCGAGGAGCAGAAGGAAGAGCGGCGGCGGGUUGAGGAGCAGCAGCGGCGGGAGCGGGAGCAGCGGAAGCUGCAGGAGAAGGAGCAGCAGCGGCGGCUGGAGGACAUGCAGGCCCUGCGGCGGGAGGAGGAGCGGCGGCAGGCGGAGCGGGAGCAGGAGUAUAUCCGUCACAGGCUAGAGGAGGAGCAGCGACAGCUCGAGAUCCUUCAGCAACAGCUGCUCCAGGAACAGGCCCUACUACUGGAAUACAAGCGGAAGCAGCUGGAGGAGCAGCGGCAGUCGGAGCGCCUGCAGAGGCAGCUGCAGCAGGAGCACGCCUACCUCAAGUCCCUGCAGCAGCAGCAGCAAGUCCUGCCCGGGGACAGGAAGCCCCUGUACCAUUACGGUCGGGGCAUUAACCCUGCCGACAAACCGGCCUGGGCCCGAGAGGUAGAAGAGAGAACGAGGAUGAACAAGCAGCAGAACUCUCCCUUGGCCAAGACCAAGCCAGGCAGCACAGGGCCUGAGCCCCCUGUCCCCCAGGCCUCCCCUGGGCCCCCAGGACCCCUUUCCCAAACUCCUCCUAUGCAGAGGCCGGUGGAGCCCCAGGAGGGACCACACAAGAGCCUGGUGGCACACCGGGUCCCACUGAAGCCAUAUGCAGCGCCUGUACCCCGAUCCCAGUCCCUGCAGGACCAGCCCACCCGAAACCUGGCUGCCUUCCCAGCCUCACACGACCCCGACCCCGCCGUGCCCGCACCCACUGCCACGCCUAGUGCCCGAGGAGCCGUCAUCCGCCAGAACUCAGACCCCACUUCCGAAGGGCCUGGCCCCAGCCCGAACCCCCCAGCCUGGGUCCGGCCUGAUAAUGAGGCCCCUCCCAAGGUGCCUCAGAGGACCUCAUCUAUCGCCACUGCUCUUAACACCAGUGGGGCUGGAGGGUCCCGGCCAGCCCAGGCUGUCCGUGCCAGACCUCGCAGCAACUCCGCCUGGCAAAUCUAUCUGCAAAGGCGGGCAGAGCGGGGCAACCCCAAGCCUCCAGGGCCCCCCGCUCAGCCCCCUGGCCCGCCCAACGCUUGUAGUAACCCUGACCUCAGGAGGAGUGACCCUGGCUGGGAGCGCUCGGACAGCGUCCUCCCCGCCUCUCACGGGCGCCUCCCCCAGGCUGGCUCACUGGAGCGGAACCGGGUGGGAGCCUCCUCCAAACUGGACAGCUCCCCCGUGCUCUCCCCUGGGAACAAAGCCAAGCCCGAUGACCACCGCUCGCGGCCAGGCCGGCCCGCAAGCUAUAAGCGAGCCAUUGGUGAGGAUUUUGUAUUGCUGAAAGAGCGGACCCUGGACGAGGCCCCCCGGCCUCCCAAGAAGGCCAUGGACUACUCGUCAUCUAGCGAGGAGGUGGAGAGCAGCGAGGACGACGAGGAGGAGAGCAACGGCGAACCGUCAGAGGGGAGCAGAGAUACCCCUGGUGGCCGCAGCGAUGGAGACACAGACAGCGUCAGCACCAUGGUGGUCCAUGACGUGGAGGAGAUAGCCGGGACCCAGACCCCUUACGGGGGUGGCACCAUGGUGGUCCAGCGCACCCCUGAAGAGGAGCGAAGCCUGCUGCACGCUGAUAGCAACGGUUACACGAACCUGCCAGAUGUGGUCCAACCCAGCCACUCGCCCACCGAGAGCAGCAAAGGUCAAAGCCCCCCCUUGAAGGAUGGAGGCAGUGAUUACCAGUCUCGUGGGCUGGUAAAGGCCCCUGGCAAGAGCUCGUUCACGAUGUUUGUGGACCUGGGGAUCUACCAGCCUGGAGGCAGUGGGGACACCAUCCCCAUCACAGCCCUGGUGGGUGGAGAGGGCAGUCGGCUCGAUCAGCUGCAGUAUGACGUGAGGAAAGGCUCUGUGGUCAACGUGAACCCCACCAACACCCGGGCCCACAGCGAAACCCCCGAGAUUCGGAAGUACAAGAAGCGGUUCAAUUCCGAGAUCCUCUGUGCGGCCCUUUGGGGGGUCAACCUGCUGGUGGGCACGGAGAAUGGGCUGAUGUUGCUGGACCGAAGUGGGCAGGGCAAGGUGUAUGGACUCAUCGGGCGGCGACGCUUCCAGCAAAUGGAUGUGCUGGAGGGACUCAACCUGCUCAUCACCAUCUCAGGGAAAAGGAACAAACUGCGGGUAUAUUAUUUGUCCUGGCUCCGGAACAAGAUCCUGCACAAUGACCCAGAAGUGGAGAAGAAGCAGGGCUGGACCACUGUGGGGGACAUGGAGGGCUGCGGGCACUACCGUGUUGUGAAAUAUGAACGCAUCAAAUUCCUGGUCAUUGCCCUGAAGAACUCUGUGGAGGUGUAUGCUUGGGCCCCCAAACCUUACCACAAAUUCAUGGCUUUCAAGUCCUUUGCUGACCUCCCACACCGCCCUCUGCUGGUGGACCUGACGGUAGAGGAGGGACAGAGGCUCAAGGUCAUCUAUGGCUCCAGCGCCGGCUUCCAUGCUGUGGAUGUCGACUCGGGGAACAGCUAUGACAUCUACAUCCCUGUGCACAUCCAGAGCCAGAUCACGCCCCACGCCAUCAUCUUCCUCCCCAACACGGAUGGCAUGGAGAUGCUGCUGUGCUACGAGGACGAGGGCGUCUAUGUCAACACGUAUGGGCGGAUCAUUAAGGACGUGGUGCUGCAGUGGGGCGAGAUGCCCACCUCUGUGGCCUAUAUCUGCUCCAACCAGAUCAUGGGCUGGGGUGAGAAAGCCAUUGAGAUCCGCUCCGUGGAGACGGGCCACCUAGACGGGGUCUUCAUGCACAAACGAGCCCAGAGGCUCAAGUUCCUGUGUGAGCGGAACGACAAGGUGUUUUUUGCCUCAGUCCGCUCCGGGGGCAGCAGCCAAGUUUACUUCAUGACCCUGAACCGUAACUGCAUCAUGAACUGGUGACGGGGCCCUGGACGGGGCUGUCCCACGUGGACCAGCUCUCCCCCCCCACAACCAGACUUCCCGGGCCGCCCUUCUUUUCCCUCCCUGGGCUUUGCUUUUACUGGUUUGAUUCACUGGAGCCUGCUGGGAACGUGACCUCUGACCCCUGAUGCUUUUGUGAUCACGUGACCAUCCUCUUCCCCAACAUGUUCUCUCCCCAAAACUGUGCCUGUCCCAACUUCUGGGGAGAGGCACAGCUUCCCCUUACCAGGAAUUGAGUGGGCCUAGCCCCACCCCCCCUUCUCCACUUGAGAGGAGAGUGCUUGGGGCUUGGACCCCAUACCCCACUGCUGCUGACUCGGCAGGGCCCUGGGCCCCUUUAUUUGCACGUCAGGGGAGCCGGCUCCCCCCUUGAAUGUACCAGACCCUGGGGGGGGUCACUGGGCCCUAGGUUUUAGGGGGGUCACCAGCCACUCCAGGGGCAGGGACCAUUUCCUCAUUUUCUGAAAGCACUUUAAUGAUUCCCCUCCCCCCAAACCCCAGGGAAUGGAGGGGGGACCCCGCCAGCCAAAACAUUUACCCCUUUCCAACCCCUGUCUCUUCUAGCCUCUGCCCUUCCCUGGUGGAGGGAGGGAGCAGGGAGCUCUCACCCUCCAUACCCCCUUGCUUGCAUCUGUAUAUAGUGUGAGCAGCAAGUAGCCCCGGCCCCUCCCUGCCCCCACCACUCCUCAAUGUAGUGGCCUUGGAGAUCUCCGUUUGUUAAUAAAGACAAUUCAACCAGC